Messenger RNA from Odontomachus brunneus, 1431 nucleotides. RefSeq lists its product as uncharacterized. Lineage: Eukaryota; Metazoa; Arthropoda; Insecta; Hymenoptera; Formicidae. The transcript has 3 exons. Bases 1 to 1431 code for a protein of 476 amino acids. The record is from RefSeq and is a predicted model, not a curated record.
AUGGAAGGAAUGCCAGCAAGAGCUUUGGCACCGUUAAAUACGAGCGGUGAUAUGGCAAUAAACUGGAAAAGAUUUAAGCGGCAGUUUACAACAUUCCUAGAUGCUUAUCAUGAUAAAGCUGCAGAUAGUAAAAAAGUAGCAAUAUUAUUACAUGCAGCGGGAGAGGACGCACCAGAAGUGUUCGAAUCCUUUCAGUUAUGCGAGGAGGACAAAAAGAAAUUAAGUGUGGUAUUUAAAAAAUUUGAUGAAUACUAUGUGCCAGCAACAAAUACAACAUAUGAACGUCACUUAUUAUUCAAUCGGAGGCAAGAAGUGGGAGAAUCCUACGAUCAUUAUAUGGCCACGUUAAAAAAUAUGAGUUUAAACUGCCAACUGGGAGAUCUAAGAGACAGUCUAGUUAAAGAUGUAUUCAUAAGCGGAGUACGUGAUAGAUGUAUCCAGGAAAAACUUUUGAAUUUGGUCGAGGUAGAUAUUCAAAAAGCCCUCGCAGUCUGUAGAACACACGUUACGAUAUCGUCUCAAGUUAAAAGAAUAAAAACUGAACACGAAGAAGAAGAGCAGGAGAAAACAAUUAAACAAGAACCCAGCAUUGAGGUUCUUCAAAGGAAUAGAAGGGGGACAAAGAAAAGAAGUCAAAUCAAUAUUCUGGAAGAACGUCAGACAGAAGAUGAAGAUGAAGAACUCAGGGUCCAAGAACUUCAAGUAUCAGCGAUUGAUGAUAAUAAAUCCGGCUCAGAUGACUGGUAUAUUGUAAGUCUGUUGGUUAAGGGACAAAAAAUAGAAUUUAAAUGUGAUUCAGGGGCGCAGGUUAAUGUAUUGAGUAUGAAACAAUAUAGAAAACUUAAAGGGCUGAAAACCAGUGAACGACUAGGAUUGAUUGUCAGAGAAGAAACGUUAUCAGAGGAGGUAAAAACAUGGAUUCCGAAAGAAUACCGAGAGUUGUUUGAUGGUCAAGUGGGACGCAUUCCACAAGAAGUCAAAAUUCAUAUAGAUCAUCGAGUGAAACCAGCAGUGUUACCCGCAAGGAGAAUUCCACAUGCAUUAGUACCACGGGUCAAGUUAGAACUGGAUAGGUUGCAAAAUAUGGGCAUUAUUGAACGGAUAACGGAACCCACUGAGUGGGUAAGUCAAAUGGUGAUAGUAUGCAAAAAGGAUGGAUCACUACGAAUUUGUUUAAAUCCUCAACCGCUUAACAAGGCUAUUAAACGAGAGUAUUUUGUAUUUCCUACAAUUGAUGAAAUUUCUGCUAAACUAGUAGGAGCCAAAUAUUUCUGCAAACUCGACGCACAAUCGGGAUUCUGGAUGUUACCGUUAGACAAAGCUAGCUCAAAGUUGUGCACUUUCCAAACAGCGUGGGGAAGAUAUGCCUUUAAAAGGUUACCGUUUGGAUUGAAUAGUGCUCCAGAAAUUUUUCACAGGAUAAUUUCAUAA